Molecule: messenger RNA, 477 nt
Organism: Condylura cristata (star-nosed mole)
Lineage: Eukaryota; Metazoa; Chordata; Mammalia; Eulipotyphla; Talpidae
Gene: SPACA3
Product: sperm acrosome associated 3
Exons: 4
Coding region: 1-477 (158 amino acids)
Biological process (GO): fusion of sperm to egg plasma membrane involved in single fertilization
Cellular component (GO): sperm flagellum; acrosomal vesicle
Molecular function (GO): lysozyme activity
Source: RefSeq, a predicted model, not a curated record
AUGGACAGCGGGAGCUGGGCUCCCAGAGAGAGGAUCAUGGUGCUGGCCUUCGCCUUUCUGCUCAGCUGCCUGCUUACCGCCUGCCAAGCUAAGGUCUACAGUCGCUGCGAGCUGGCCAGAGUGCUGCAUGAAUUUGGCCUGGGGGGAUACCGGGGAUACAGCCUGGCUGACUGGGUCUGCCUUGCUUACUUUGCGAGUGGCUUCAACACAGCUGCUGUGGACCACGAGGCGGAUGGAAGCACCAACAAUGGCCUCUUCCAGAUCAACAGCAGGAAAUGGUGCAAAAAUCUCAACCCCCAGGUCCCCAACCUGUGCCAGAUGUACUGCACUGACCUGUUGAAUCCUAACCUCAAGGAUACUAUUAUCUGUGCCAUGAAGGUAGCUCAAGAGCCGUUGGGUCUGGGCAGCUGGGAGACUUGGCGGCGGCAUUGCCAGGGCAAGGACCUCAGUGACUGGGUGGAUGGCUGUGACAUCUAG